AUGCUACCUCGUAACUGUUCCUUGUAUUAACGUUAACACAGUUCUUAUGGCUAUCUUAUCUGUCCUCUAAACAUAUUGUGGUUUUGAAUUGAACAAACAUGGCUGCAGUAUGGAUUCCAAUAUUAGGCUUGGUGUUCUGUGUCGUCGGUUCCUUCGGUUGUGAUGAUUUGGACUCGGCUGCCUGUUCAAGACUGGCGACCACCCGGCCCAAUAUGUGUAACGAUACUUGUUUUGCUUCCAUUUGCAAAAGAUACUGUGGAAAAUGUCCAUUAAAAUGCUACACGUGCCACGAUAUUGCCAAUCCACAAAAUUGCAAUAUAUCGGCGGAAUGUCCUUCAAAUGAUCAUAAAUGUAUCUCCGUUAAAUCGUAUACUGAUGAUUUUCGACUUGUUUACAAAUUGGGAUGUGCUCCGUCAACGAUUUGCAGUGGAGCAAACUGUUGCAGUACUGAUUUAUGUAACAACCACUCGAGCAAAAAACGAAGCUCGAAAAAAAGGAACCCAAAGACACAAGAUAUGUCGCCAUUUAGCAGACGACAGACUCUGUCCGCCGCUUGUGCUGACGUCGACAAUCUUGCGUGCACGCUUCUGUUUACGUCAAAUACUGACAUCUGUCAGGAUGAUUGCAUCGCCAACGUUAUUUGUCCUCGACUGUGUGGAAAAUGCACUGAAUGUUAUGACUGUGAUCACGUUUUAACAACAGAAAGAUGUAAUCACUCUAGAAUAUGCAAAGCAGGAGAGGUUUGUUUCACUGUAGAAACCUUGAACUUUGAUCUCGAACAUGGAUACAGGAUGGGAUGUGUUCAUCAAAGUAUUUGCGAUAGCAUUUCCACUCAAGUUGGUCAUGUUUUUGGACGACGAGCUGAUCCUAUUGAGAUUUCAAUGACCGGGGGAUGUUGUCAUGGCGACCUGUGCAACCAUCACAAGUUAACCCCCGUUGCCAUGUCAACAAAUCCACCAAUGACAACAGUGCCUACCAUUCCAACAACCACAGCAAAAACUUGCACAUUGAUUUCUGGAUGCCCCGUCUAUUCGUCAGCGAGGUACAAUGGUCAGUGUUACUUUUUAGGAAGUUCCAUGAUGACAUGGCUUGACGCUAAGGCAUUUUGUGAAUCACAUUGCAGUCAUUUAGCUGUAUUUCGGGACCAGAAUGACAUGCGCCAUGCUAUGGAUGCUGUCAGUCAUGAUGACGUCAUUUCGAGUUUACCAAUCGUUCACCGGCACGAUUUACCAGAUUUGUACGUUGAUGCGGUAAACCCCGCCCAUUCUGACCAGUUCAUGUGGUCAACUACCUUAGAGUUUGUACCUAGCUCGUUGUUUGACAAUCCUCUUUCCAAUCACCUGUACAACUGUGCCUUUGUCCACAACAGGAAACAGUUGGAGGGUACCAGUUGUGCCGCACGGUUAUAUCCCUUGUGCCAAUCCACAAUACAAUAAAUCGACGAUUUGAAAAAAUA
Molecule: messenger RNA, 1456 nt
Organism: Magallana angulata
Lineage: Eukaryota; Metazoa; Mollusca; Bivalvia; Ostreida; Ostreidae
Exons: 12
Coding region: 99-1436 (445 amino acids)
Source: RefSeq, a predicted model, not a curated record